AUGGGACGGAAGCACGUACCGUUCCUGGCUCACCUCGUGUUCUUUGAUGUAGUGCAGUUGGGCUGGCAGUCUAUCGAUCACGCUAUCCAACGCCGCCUCGAUCCGCUCGAUCAGCCGGAAUGGCGGGUUGGUGAAAUGUUUCAAGUACCCGUAUCCAAGCGCAUAACCCGCGAAAAUCGCAAUCAAAUGGCCCAUGAAACUCGAACUAGGCACCAAAACACCCACAACAAGCAGGAACACGAACGGCACCAUGGUUGUUGGAACGUCCACCCUGUACAGUUUCACGGUUUCCUCGGUUUGCGACCGCAGAUAGUAGUAGUAGCUGAGCAUCGAGAAACACCAUCCGGAUGCUCCCAGAACGCUGGUCUCUGGGUAGAACAACAGGCCGCACAGACAGUAUGGAACACCAACAAAUGUGGCCAGGAAGUUCAACACAACAGCGGUGUGGACGGUCCCGUUCUGCACCUCGAACUGACUCAAUGGGCCAUACAGAGACGCAACGUUGAACAGCAGAUGGAAGAAGUUCUCGUGGAUCAAUGUGUAGGUGGUCAAUCUGCUGAGUUCAAAGUUGGGAAGGGCCUGGGGUGA
This is a messenger RNA of Ogataea philodendri, 588 nucleotides long. RefSeq lists its product as uncharacterized. The record is from RefSeq and is a predicted model, not a curated record. Bases 1 to 588 code for a protein of 195 amino acids. NCBI's taxonomy places the organism in Eukaryota, Fungi, Ascomycota, Pichiomycetes, Pichiales, Pichiaceae. The transcript has a single exon.